This is a messenger RNA of Drechmeria coniospora, 828 nucleotides long. RefSeq lists its product as uncharacterized. The coding region runs from base 1 to 828 and encodes 275 amino acids. Lineage: Eukaryota; Fungi; Ascomycota; Sordariomycetes; Hypocreales; Ophiocordycipitaceae. The transcript has a single exon. The record is from RefSeq and is a predicted model, not a curated record.
AUGUUCUCUGCUAUCCUCUGUGCCGCACUCUUAUUCACGAAAUGCGCACGCGGGGCUACAUCUGUAUCCUGGGAUGAUAUUGAGGAUAUUAAGAAGAACUUGAAAGAAAGCUUUACCAUCGACGAUAAGAACCGCCCGUAUAGCUUCGAGCUUCAGGACACGGUUGGGGCGUUUUUUUCCUGUGGAAGUUUUUUUUCAAAUUGGAACGCACAUUUGCUCUAUCGCGAUACCCUGAUGCAAGCCAACGUCGUCGACAUCAAAUAUACAAAACAUAACAAUUUAAAGGAGCCUGUAAUCAACAAGCAAUGUCAACCAAUACCCUACAAAUCACAAAAAUCGAAAGCUGAUCUCAUUUCCGUAACGAAGGGCUGGAAGAUCGGGGGAACUUUGGAGGGGGAGAUAGGGGGGUCUGCGGGAAUCCCCAAGGGGAAAUUAACUGUUGCUGGCGAAUAUUCGGAGUCGGUAACAGUUUCGCAGACAGUUACCGAAUUAGAAGAGGCUACCGGCUCCUGUGACCCAGGGCAAGAGUGUUUCAUGGUAGCGCUAAUAUUUUACGCCGAGGUUACGGGCAGAUGCAAGAGAGAGCCGAUAUUGGAUUGCGCCGAAAAGCUGUACACUUGCGACAGAAAGGAAGCCUGGGACAACGACAGGGAUACGGCACAAUACUGGCUCGAUUAUUGCCCUCAAGGCGAUUCUGAAGUCGAUUGCACGGUCAGAUUUCAGAUCUUCGAAAACGAUACGCCAAUGAUCCGGAACAUAGCUUAUUUCAAAGAAAGCGACAGACCCGAUACUAAGCCGCAAUGUUUUUCUCAACCAGGGCCGGAGUAA